Messenger RNA from Plasmodium malariae, 285 nucleotides. RefSeq names its product small nuclear ribonucleoprotein E, putative. The coding region runs from base 1 to 285 and encodes 94 amino acids. The transcript has 4 exons. Gene Ontology annotation, cellular component: precatalytic spliceosome; U2 snRNP; U4/U6 x U5 tri-snRNP complex. Gene Ontology annotation, molecular function: RNA binding. The record is from RefSeq and is a predicted model, not a curated record. NCBI's taxonomy places the organism in Eukaryota, Apicomplexa, Aconoidasida, Haemosporida, Plasmodiidae. Gene Ontology annotation, biological process: spliceosomal snRNP assembly; mRNA splicing, via spliceosome.
AUGGCUACAACGAAUAAGAAGUUGCAAAAAAUUAUGACCCAACCCAUAAACCAAAUAUUUAGGUUUUUUACGAAUAAAACGAUUGUGCAAAUUUGGCUUUAUGAUAAACCAGACACCAGAAUUGAGGGGAAAAUACUGGGUUUUGACGAAUACAUGAACAUGGUUUUAGACGAGUCAAAAGAAGUUUCAGUGAAGAAAAAUUCAAAAAAAGAGCUAGGUAAAAUUUUGCUAAAGGGAGACACAAUAACCUUAAUAAUGGAAGCAAAAAAAGAACAACAAAGUUAA